GCCAGCCGCUUCGUGUGCCAUGACGUCAUCCGCAAGCCCCGCCCCCGGGAAGCGGCGCAUGCGCACGCAGCCGCUGCGGUGACUGUGGGACAAGCGGCUGCGCUUCAUUCAAACAAGCGGAGCGCGGUUGGCGAGGAUUCCAAACCUGCGAUCCACGGCAUUGGUUAAAUGCUCUAUGCACUGUCACCCAGGACAUCAAUGCGUUGAGAGAGUUGACCAUAUGCAGUUCUGUAAUGCUGUGAUCACGCUUCAAUGAUUUAAAGUGCAUCAUCACAUCUAAAAAUAGACAGCAAUAAAACAACUAAUUAAAUUGAUUCAAUCCAGAAGAUACAAAAGACGAAGAGAAGCUGAAAAUGCUACUAAUCUCCCCAAGGGGCUGAAUUGAGCAAACCAUCACUGCAGCUAGGGACAGCAGGUAUCUACACUUCAUUCCAAAGGAAAGUGGAUUUGAAGAAGUAAAGUAAAACCUGGAGUGAAUUUUGACAUAUUCAAUGUUUGAACUACUUAUCAAGCCUGUGGUGGAGGGACAAACAGGUCAUUAUUAAACUAUCGCCAGGGAAACCACAGCUGAGCAAAUUACGCAGAGAGUGCACAGGAGGCAUCCUGAGAAUCUUUCAUUCAACAAAUAACUUAAGCUCGCCAUUAUUAUUUCUGGCCUGUUUGAAUCUGAUUUCUUCAAUCUUUAAUAUACCCUUACCAAAACGUACAUUUUCUCAUGUGUUAAGUUGCUGCAAUGGGGAAGUGCAACAGUAAGCUGAAACCUGAAGUUGUGGAGGAGCUGACCAGGAAGACGUACUUUACUGAGAAAGAAGUCCAGCAGUGGUACAAAGGUUUCAUUAAAGAUUGCCCCAGUGGGCAACUUGAUGCAGCAGGCUUCCAGAAAAUCUACAAACAGUUCUUUCCCUGUGGAGACCCUACGAAGUUUGCUAAAUUUGUCUUCGAUGUCUUCGAUGAAAAUAAAGAUGGAAAAAUUGAAUUCUCUGAGUUUAUCCAAGCACUGUCAGUAACUUCACGGGGGACUCUGGAUGAAAAACUGAGAUGGGCUUUUAAACUGUAUGACCUAGAUAAUGAUGGCUACAUCACCAGGACGGAGAUGCUAAAUAUUGUGGAUGCUAUUUAUCAGAUGGUGGGUAAUACUGUGGAACUGCCUGAAGAGGAGAACACACCAGAGAAACGAGUGGAUAGGAUUUUUGCUAUGAUGGACAAGAACGCUGAUGGGAAGUUAACGCUACAGGAGUUUCAAGAGGGAUCAAAAGCUGAUCCAUCUAUUGUCCAAGCGCUUUCUCUAUAUGAUGGUCUAGUAUAGUCCCUGCAACCUCCCUUGUGCCAUGAUGACCAAGGAUUGAAGCAUUUUGAUGCCAUUUGAUCGGUUCUGUGCAGAAGCUCGAUGGUCCAGCAGUCGCUCACCUUCACCCAGAUGUGAACAGGAGUGCACGAGUGUGUGCAAGCUGAGCUCUUUUGCUUGUCUCCAUUUGCCAAUCUCAGCUUAAGAACCCAAAAUGUUUUUUUUUAAACUUGAACUCUGCGGUAGUAAAUGCCUCAGUUUUUUUUGGAAAGACUUGAUCAAAAGGAGCAUGAAUCUUUGCCUUUUUUUUAACAAUAUUUGACAAUUAAAAUGCUCUAGCUGUGAAUUUUUUGUUUGGCUGUCCUGACCACUUCAAAUAAUGUUUAAAACAAACAAACAAAAGAAAUUGCUGGUCUUGUAUUGUCUGAAAAUAUUAGCAGCAAAGUGAGGGUUUUGUGAGUGUUUUGUGCUUUAAGUGGAAAUGUUUUAUCAUGUAAACUGUUAAUUUAGUUGUGAAAUUGCAUUGUACUCUGGUUGUACCACCUUUUAUUUUGAAGCAAAGCAGACAAUUUUUCAAAGCCAUGCUGACAUCUGUCAGGCAUUAAAUCAGACUUGUAGAUUCUAUGACUAUCAAGUUGUUGUACUGUAACUGACCCAAACUCCAGCAUUUAUUGCAGAUGUUUUCCAAAUUCCAUUGGUUUCUUAAUUUGAUGUUCUGUCAGAGACUCCAUAAAGUAAGAAUGGGCAGAUCAGAAUGUAUUACAGGGCAACACUCUGACAAAAAAAAGAAUUGCCUUGGUUCACAAAGAUUGAAGUUGAAGCUGUUGUUUGAUCACAAGCCCUUGCAAUACAAGUUUCCUUGCUGCUUUACCUAUUAUUCAGCUUUAGAUCUCAGUAGUGUAAUAUUUUCUUUCUCUGGUCAGCAGAUGAAUAGUCUGAAAUCAGAUACCCAUGGUUAAUAUUAAUGCCACACAACAUAAUCAUUGCUGUGAAUAGAGGAUACCAUUGCCUGAUUUGAAUUACAUGUUGAAAUUUUAUUUCACCAUGUUCUAGAAUUCAUAUUAGUUUAGUAUAUUAAAUUACAUGUAUGUGGUACUACUCAUGAAAGAGACCGAACUUGUUAUUCACACCCAAAGCUACUUUAACCCUUGACCAUCUAGUAGUUUUACAUAUUGCACAUUAAGUGUUCUUUUUUGUAUUUAAAGAAAAAAAACUUCUCUCUUCCUGGUUUGUGAAGUGAUGGAUAUUUCAUUAGUAACAAUGGUUUGGACAGUAGAGAAAUUUUGUUCCUUUACAUAAAAAUGUAUAAUUUCUAAGAAAAGACCAACCAAGAAAAAUGAGAAAACACUAACUAUUUUUUUGUUUCUGUUGCAGUUGGGCGUGAUUGGGUUGAAUUUAAUAUGCACAGAACACUGUCAUUCUAGUUACUGAAAUCCCUUCAGAACUCUGACUUGAUCCAUUUAAUGUAACCCCCAUUUGUUUUGGAUUUUUUUUGAAAUCCUUUUAACAUUUUUUAUUAUAUUUAAUAUUUGUUUUUAAAUUAAAAGAUAGAAUUGAUAACCACUGCAUGGUGAUGUAUUUUGUAAGUUACAAUGGAGAGUGUAUCUUUGAUAUAUUUAAAUUGUUUUGCUUAAUAUUGUAUAGCUUGAUUGUAUGCUGUAGUGCACAUUGCUCACUUAACACAUUGCAAAUUCCAACAGUCUGGAUACAUCUAGUUAUAAAAUGAUUAUGUCUUGCACAAUUGCUUUUAGGACCUCUGGUGGAAACAUUUCAGAAGUUGUAUAGCCUUGUGAUUGAUGGGUUGUCCUUUUUUGUCUUUCCCUCUUUUCUGUACUAAGUCACAAAUGUAUUUUUCCACAUUCCCUUUUUUGCCUCAUUGUUUAUUUUUAAUCAUCUUUUAACUUGUGUUGUUUUUCUUAUUAACAAUUCAUUUUUGCCUGUAUGCUCAUAUUGAUCUGCUGUUACUUGUAACUGCUAAGCAUAUGUAACAAUCAGUGCAUGUUUAGAGCAUGUUCAGUUGCAAGUCAAGAACAAAAUUACAUAAGCCAUUUUCAGGCAAAAAGAAGAUAAAAGGAUGUAUCUGCCCUAGUAGUCUUUUGGGCUUGAUUCUAGUUUGUUUGGAUGAGGCUAUUUUUGGAUGACUCUUAAUAUCUUGUUUAAAUGAUGGCACCUUAAAGAGCAGGAAAAAUUGGAGCAUUAUCAGGUUGACUUAAGUAAAACAAAAUCACUCACUAUCAGUGCUGGCCGGCAGUCAUCUCUCUUGGUACAUUUCAUAAACACCAGCAAAAUUAAGAGAUGGGAAAGGCCAUUGCCCUGCUGUAGAUGAUGUAUUUGCUCCAUAAGUUUUGAAAGCUCCAUGAUUUAUGAAUGCAUCCACCAUGACCAGUCAUAUCUCCAUGACAAGCUACUCAGCUAUUACACUACCAGCAGGCUUCAUUUGUGUCAUUAGGGAAAGCCAAGGGACAGAUGAGGUUUGUAGUCCUUCAGGACUGUUCUGAGCUCUUCAAAAGAUGUUUAACAAAUGCUUUAAGGAACCCUUCCCCACCCCCCCCCCCCAAAAAAAAGGGAAUUAAGACAGACAUGUUUUGUUUUAUUUUUAUGGAACAUUUUAAUUUACAAAAGAUAUUGGCAGUGGGGGAAGGACAUUUUGAUUUAAAAUAGUUUGCAUUGGGAGGUCAUAUGAAUACAUGAAUGUGUUUACCCAAAGUUGGAAACCCAGUAAGGAAGGAAAGGUUUGAUCAAAUAAGUGGCAUCAAAGAUUUUCAUUCCCAAUGGGACAGGCACAUUGAGGUUGCCACUUUCUACUUUGUGUUUUAUUAACAUGUUUCAUCUAUUUGGUUGGAAUGUUUCCAGUGGUCGAAAUUAAUGUUUCUUUAUAAUUGCAAAUAGACAUUGUUAGUAGUAAUCGGUUCAGGCAUGAAGUCAACUAUAGUCAAACUGAGCCUGAGGACUUGCCCCUGCUUUCAUACUCUGCUCCACUGUUAGUGUAACUAUGAUCUCAAACAUGCUGUUGUUCAGAGUUGCAACUUGAGCAUGCAGCAUACGCCUGGUUAACCCAUCAUUGUGGGACCCCCAUUAAUGCCCACAUUUUAGAACUUUAUCCCCAUGCAAAACCCUUAAGCCCAUUUCUUCACCUUCCCUCUUCUUCUCCAGUCAAACUCUCUUUGCUUCCUUUUGAAUCCCACUUGGAUCUCACUGCCCCUUUUCAGCAGCACCUUUUCAUGAUGGCCAGUUGGAGAAAUAGAAAUAUUUCUCCUGUGCCAAGAGAAAUUGACUUCUAUAGCAGCAGGGAAGGGGUACUCAGUGCUAGAACAUAGUGGAUCAGGCAUCAUCUGUGGAAAGAUAAAUGAUCAACGUUUCUGGUUGAAGACCCUUCAUCAGAACUGGGAAAGAGAGAAAACAAAUUACCUUCAAGUUUUGUAAAGAAAUAGGGGCAUAGGAAUAGAUAGAACAUAGAUGGAUAUGGACAUGUAGUGCAGUUGUCUCCGCUCCAGUGAUACUGGUUCCCUUCUGACCUCCAGUGCUGUCUGUGUGGAGUUUGCAUGUUCUGCUGUGGGUUUUCUCUAGGUACCCCUGUUUCCUCCCACAUCCUAAAGAUGUGCUGGUUGGUACCUGAAUUGGCUACUGUAAAUUAUCUCUUCUGUUGGUGGGCAGUAGCAGAAUUAGAAGGUGAGGUGGGAGGGAGUCGAUGGGCAUGUGAGAGAGAAAGUUUCAGGGAAAUAGUUACAGCAAUAGGAUUACUCGGAGAGCCUGCAUAGACUCAAAGUGUCAUAUCGUCUCUUAUAUGGUAAGGAAAUAUGAAAAAUAUGACAAAAGGAAUAUUUUCUGAAAUGGUGAGGCCAGGAUUGAUCUGGUGGAAAGCUGUUGAAGAAGCUAUGUGGUUAAUAGAUUAAUAAAGGCAGAGAGAGGGAGAAAAAACAAACAUGUCUCUUUUACUAACUACUCAUUAAUAUAUCAACCAGAUGGGUUUGUGAAUUGCUUACCACUUUAUCAAUCCUGACCCUCCCUUAUCAGAUAUUUCCUUUAUCCUAUCCAUCCUUACUUCACCCUUCCUGCAAAUUAAAACUAACUUAUUUUCUCUUUUUCCCAGUUCUGUUGAAGGAUAUUUGUACUGGAAUGUUAACCCUGCUCCUAUUUCCACAGAUGCUGCCUGGCCUGCUGAGUAUUUGCAGUGGUUUUUGUUUUAAUUUCACAUUUCCAGCAUCGGCAGGUUUUUGAUUUUCAUUUAAAAAAAAGCUGUAGUGUCCUGAACUGACAUGAGCCUGAGAAAAUACUUUGCACAUGCUUGACCUCAACCUGACGCACGUAGCCAGGUCCCAUUGGGCUUGAGUCAAUUAGCCAGAUUGGAAAUGUCAGAGGAUUUGUUGCUUUAAAUGAACAGGACUGUUGUAUUGUGUAAGGAUGAAUAUUCUUCUGCAAAGUGCAGAUCCUUGUAACUUUAUGCCUCGAUGGCUGUAGAGUGUAAUUGUUGUGCUUUCUCUGAUCGGUUAAAUACUCAUUGUUUCAGACAGAACUUGAUGUCAGCGUUAUAUGUACCUAAAUGUGAUACCUGGGGUUUUAGAACAUAGAACAGUACAGCACAGGAACAGGCCCUUCAGCCCACAAUGUUGUGCUGAACUAAUUAAUCUAAUGACACCCAAGUCCUCCUGCCUGCACAUGGCCCUCCAUUCUCUGCAUAUUCUUGUUCCUAUCGAAAGAGCCUCUUAAAUGCCUCUAUUGUAUCUGCCUCCACCACCAACCCUGGGAAUGCAUUCCAGGGACCCACUGCUCUGUGUAAAAAAAAUUGACUGCCCUCCCCCCACUUUAAAUGAUAACCCCUAGUAUUAGACAUUUCAUUUCAACCCUGGGAAAGAGGUACCAGCUGUCCAACUAUGCCUUGGGGUGAUUUUCUUGGUUAGUUGAGAUCGUAUGUUCUUUGAUAUGACUGCUGAAAUUUUUCAUUUGCUGAUUUUAUGCAGUUUGUUCAUUGACCUAUGUGUAUGUCUUUUCCCAAAAAAAUAUAAAAUAAUUUCUCUGUCUUAAUCAUCUUGAUGUGAGCUUUAAUAACCAGUAGUGACAUGAUGGAUUUUAGUAAAAAUUGCAAAUCCAUAAAUCCAUAAAUUGCAUCUAUCAUGAUGUAGAACGUGUCGGUAGUUAUAUCUAUAUAAGUGGAAUUUUUCCAGAAGUAUUAUAGAAUUUCCUAAUAAUGAAGCGUUGUCCUUGUUAAUUGUGUUUGUGUUAUUGAAAUGUUUGCAAUCACAUGAAUUGUUAAGGGAUCUAGACCUUGUCAAUUGUUAACAAUCAACUGUGCCAUUUUCAUCGGCAUUUUGGCCCCAUCCUCAAUAAAUAUACUCCUGUGGCUGACCUCCAAACUCCAAUCCAUGGAGAUGAGAUUGGUAUACGUGGCUACUUGAUGGUUGGCAUGCACAUGCUGAGCUGAAUGGCCUCCUUGCUGUUUGACUUUGAUAUGUUCCACAUUUUGCAUUAUCAAGUAAAAUUGAUGAAGACCUGAUGCUGUGUGGGGCAUUGGCAUUUUUGUGCCAAUUUAACAGCAAAAUGCCAAACAGAAUCAUCUUUCUGCAGUAUAUUUCUGUGAAUCAAUUAAUUGAAAUAAAAUGAUAGACAAGGAUGUAACCUUUAAUAAGAAACGAAAGGUCUAGACCUCUCAAGCAAUUAGAUUUUUUUUGCUUUGUAUCUUAAAUCUCAGCAUUUAAGUCCAAUUGCCUGUUGUUUUCAUGCUAAUUGCUAAAACCAGUCCUGUGUGAGCAUAUGCAGUUUGAAACAAAAUAUAUUUUCAUACAUGGGAGAAGAUUAGUUAAUAUAAUAAGAAUGAUGAUUGCGCUGUGGAUAAGUUCUCUCCUUUAAGGACUUCGCUUUGCAGUCUAGUCAUUAUUUAAUCAACAUCAUAUUCACAGUGGUUAGCUUGGGUUUGGUCUGUUGGUUCCUGAAAAAGAGGGCCUAAAUAAUUCCAUAACCGCUUGAUCCUUAUUUUACUGUAUUACUCAGUUCAUUCAUUUAUUUGUUUUUUUUCAUCAGUCAAGAAGAAUCUUGGCUUCUCCUGUUGUGCCUGUUUAGAACUUUGACUAGAAAAAAACGUGCAGCAAUCCAUCUCCGAAUGAUCCAAUUUGCGCAGCAGAAGCCAGUGAAUUCCUGAUCCAGUCAGGAUGAAUGAGGUAGAAAAGUAACCACUGUGUUACCAGUUGCCACAAAUAUGCUUGUUUUAUGCAUAUAUUCCAUUUUAUGCAUAAGUGUAGUUCAUCCAAAGGAAUUGAAUAGCAAAUACUCAGAACACCUGCUGCAAUGCACUGUCAGUAUGUACACUUGAAAAUUGAAGAUUAAUUUUCAAAAUAGAAAAUGGACUAGAAAUUCUAUAGCACAUGGAAAUACACACUGAAAUGCCACUGAUUGGGGCCACAUGCUAACUUCUGCAGGGUUUUCCAGGUCAAUGAUUUUCUUAACAUGUGACAUGCAAGGAAUUAAAUACCCAAGAAGCAUGAAUCCUUGGCCUGUAAUGCGGUAACACAAUGGCAUGUAAUCACGGGAGUCAAGUGAGAAGUGCCAAGUGGUGAUUCUCAAAGCUGCUGCUCCUAGCAAUGGGUCUAAAGCAGAUGACCCAUCUCUGAGUUUUGUGAAAUGGGGACAAAACUGGAAGCUUCACUGCUCCAAAGGAUGCUUGGACAUUAGCAAGGGAGUUGGAUGCUAAUGGGAAUGGUUCCCUGUUUCCCACACAUCCUCAAACUAAAAGAUCUUAGCUGGAACAUCAACAGCAUCUAGGCUAUAGGAGGAGAUUCGAUGCUUGCCUGCCUUCAGUAAUAGAUGCCCCAACAAAGAUAACACAGUCUCUUUAAUUUGUGCUUGAGCAGGUGGUCUUCCUCUUUUCCUUAAGCACAUUUGCCUGCUCCUGUGCAUUGCAUACUGAUUGAAGUCACUGGUGGUUUCCAUGCAGAGACGUGUUAUGUGCAUGAAAGCCAGCAACUGAUUUUCACGUUGCACCCAAGUGCUAGAUCUUACACUGCAAAUCAGUCGCAGAACAUGUGAAAAAGCAUUUGUUAUAUAGAAUUUCCAGAACAUUGUGGAUGAAAUAUCUUGAGCUAAAGUACAAAGUGUGGAAUAGCCCAUUGUACACCUGACUGAUCUUUUUGCACUACCCGCCAAAUUCAAUUUAUUUAACUGCAGGAAUGAAUAAAUAAUUUGGAUACAACAGAGCACUGUUUAAAAAUAAAAGUUACUGAUUGAGUGUGUUCCUAACCAGUACACAAUAUGUACAAUCCCCAUUUCACCUGAAAGCUGUGCACUCUAGCAUAAACGAAAUGCAGAUAAAUUGUAGACCUUUGUGAGAAUAAAUUUGCAGAGUUCCUCUCCAACCCCUUUCAACGAUCAAAAGUGGACUACAGAACUGCUCUGGUUAAUGUGGUAUGGAAUUAACAUUUUAAGUGAUGACCUCAUCCCUUUGAGAAACCACUGUACCUCUUAAAGGAAUUCAGGAAGUUGUGUCCACUGAAAAUGUUUGCUGCCUACAUAUUCCAGAGAUCCAGUAUUCUUGUAAAAGAACCAAUAUUUAACUUGGUUCUGGUUUUGCAAAGCUUGAGAUUAAUAACUUCAUGUUUUGCACAAUCAAGCUGUGUUUCUAAAAUAUAUAAUGCAUUUGCACAGAUUCUCAACACCAGAUUGAGUCUGUAUCUGGUAUGUGCAUUUUUAAAAAAAACUCAAUCCUAAUAUCCAGUUGCAUUAUGUCAGUAUGUAUUUCAAACAAAAGCUGUACAACGUCAGAGUAAAUGUAUUCAAUCCUUCAGUGCCUGUCUCUUGUAAAAGUCUGGAAAUUAAGUAUUUUAGCUUUAAUUUAUUUCCCAUUUAUUGUAUUUAAUUAAGUCUUGGAACCAAGGAACUUGGUCUGGUACUGCUUUUUAUUAUUCAGGAUUGAUGAUUCAAAAUUGAGGCGACAGUCCAAGACUGAUUUAUUUGGAUAAUCAGUGGCUCUGAUUAGAUCAGUAAGAUCCUGUAUGGUCAGAGACUUAAAAUCAGAGAGAGAGACUGAGGAAUUAAUUUUCAGUGUUUUGAGGCUAGGAAAUUCUCAACCAUUGUUUUUAAGGGACAGCUGGCAUGCAAGAUUAUUACGUUAGUUACUUGUGAUUUUCCUGUCCUACUACCUUUUACUUGGGCACUGAUUUCUGAGCAGCAGUCACAAGUAUUGAAUUACACCGGUAUAAAUGUGGGGCUUACUAUGUGGCAUUUUUCUCUUCCAUCCUGAUAUCUCCUUAUGUACUCUUGCCAUAGUUUGUUUAUCAUCUUCAUUCUUCAUGUACACUGUCAACCACACCAGCAACAAAAUGGCUGCAAAUUAAUAUUUUUGCUUUACUAGUUUAUAUAUUUGGUGUGACCUGGCAAGAUAACUUUAAAAGUCUCAAAGGUUGAGAAUCAGGCAUGACUUGAUUUCAAAUCUUGGAACUCCAAUGCAGUCUCCAGUAGAAAAUUAACUGUAGGGUCCUGACCCUGGGCACUGAUAGUUUUGUGACAUUAGCAGUUUAUCAAGCAUAUGUUGUUGCUGUGCACUAUCCUUCAUUUGUUCCUGGAUAUUUGCCAAAUUGUCAACUUUGCUAUCACCUUUUUCCUGUUCAAGCUUUUGUGUUUUGCCAGUUAUGUUGUAACCUAAAGAUAUUUGUGUAUUUUUUAAAUCUGAUGACCUUAAAACAUUAACUCAUCACAUUAUCUGGUCUUCUGAAGAGCUGGGUAAAACAUUUAUUGUGAAGUUAUUUGGCCUGGAUUGUACCCUGAUCUACAUUGAUACUUAUAUUACUAUUGAUGAUUUACUGAAUAUAGUAUGGAUGAGACUAAAUGAAUCAAAAACAUAUAGAAAUGGCAUGUAACCAGUGCAUUAAGUGUUCAUGCAAAUCAAAAGUGCGGACGCUAGAAAUGUGAAAUAAAUACAGAAAAUACCAUAAGCACUUAGCAGGUCAGUCAACAUCUGUGAAAAGAGAAAUGGACAUUUCAGGUCAUAGAAAUUUUUGUCAGAACUGGGAAAGUGCGAACAUGUUAAUUUUAAAUUGCGAGGGGUGGGGUUGGAGUGGAGAUGGGGAUGGAUAGGACAAAGGGGAUAUCCCUGAUAGGGUGAGGUCAUGGUUGCCAAGGUGAUUCUACUGUUUAUGGAGCAGUCCGGUUAAUAGAUUGAUAAGAGCUAUUAGAAAGAAAGUGGGGAUGUAAAAGCUGUGAAACAGCAAAGCAGGCAGUAAACAUACAGAAAGAAAACUGAACUAAUAUUGCAGAUGACUAACCUUGCAGCAGAACUAGCAAGUUCUGAUACAAGCAGGAAAAGUAAGUCAUCUGAAACUUCAAUUCGAUAUUGAGACCCGAAGAUUGCCUUCUGGCCAAAGGCAGAAUUAGUUGUUGUUCCUCAUGGUUGUGUUGAGCCUUGGGAAUGGGAGAGUAUCCAUCUGGGGCCUUCUGCACUGUUCUGAUAAGGUCCAAUGCAAGCUUGAGGAAUGGCACUUCAUCUUCUAUCUGCAGGCUUCAGGACUCGAUAUCAAAUUCAUCAAUUUCAGAUACCUUGCUAUAUGCUGAAUAUCAAUCUGCAAUAUUAACUCAGUUUUCUCUCUCUGCAGAUGCUGCUUGAUCUGCUGGUCGUUCUCCUUUUGAUUUCAGAAGUUAGUAACAACUCUCACCUGUAUUGCAUAGCUUUUACAUGUCCCUUUGUUUGUUUUCCUUCUCUCUACCGUAAACAUCAGAAUCAUCUCAACAACCCUGGUCUCACCCUUUGUCCUAUCCAUUCACCCCUCACCAUUCUUGUUUCUAACUCUCGCUUCCCACUUUUGUUGAAGGGAGCAUCGACAUGAAACAUUAACUCUGUUUCUCUUUCCACAUAUGUUGCCUAACCUGCUGAGUGUUUCCAGCAUGUUUAUUAUUUCAAUGUGUUUACAGCUAGCUUCCUUAACAGCUCAUUGGUAAAUGUAUUUUCUAAUACAGUAUUAAACAUGUCAGACCAGCUCCCUGAUUUGAUUCCUGCUCUGUGCUCAGUUGGCUGAUGUCAUGAGGACCUGCAGUUGGGGUGCUUCAGUUGGCAUCAAUGUUUAGUCCCUGCUUGUCUAGAACAUGUCUAGGAUGACUUCUAUGUUUGAACAGUCUGCUGACACUCCUGCUUGGGUAAAGUCACUGAGGACUGCUGGUGCUUGUGUAAUUAAUAUUUUCAGGAAAUGUGCAACCUAACUCAUGUUAAAAUUUGUGUUAAAUGUUCCUUUGAAGAACAGCCAUUUGUAUUGUCCUUGAGAAACAUCUGUACUGAACUCUGCACUCUCUGCUACUUUCUGAUCAUGUCAUGAGCCAAUGCACAUGGAGGCUCUGGUGCCAGAGACAAAAAGCAACCCGGAAUCCUCCUCCAUUAAUGUUGCGCAGUUCCAGUUAUCUGGUUUGAUCGCAUGUCCCAGUUAUGUCUUACAUGUUACAGCUCUGAACUUAUGUGAGCAAUGUAUUGCAUGUGAUAUGUGAAGCACUGAUUAUACAGCAAUAUUUGAGCAAAUAAGAUCAAUAAAAUCUUGAAGGCGUG
Messenger RNA from Pristis pectinata (smalltooth sawfish), 11798 nucleotides. RefSeq names its product neuronal calcium sensor 1. The coding region runs from base 734 to 1306 and encodes 190 amino acids. The record is from RefSeq and is a predicted model, not a curated record. NCBI's taxonomy places the organism in Eukaryota, Metazoa, Chordata, Chondrichthyes, Rhinopristiformes, Pristidae. The transcript is spliced from 9 exons. Gene Ontology annotation, molecular function: calcium ion binding; calcium sensitive guanylate cyclase activator activity.